Monoraphidium neglectum is the source of this 2298-nucleotide messenger RNA. Its product is annotated as Solute carrier family 22 member 6. The transcript has 6 exons. Gene Ontology annotation, biological process: transmembrane transport. Gene Ontology annotation, molecular function: transmembrane transporter activity. The coding region runs from base 1 to 2298 and encodes 765 amino acids. NCBI's taxonomy places the organism in Eukaryota, Viridiplantae, Chlorophyta, Chlorophyceae, Sphaeropleales, Selenastraceae. The record is from RefSeq and is a predicted model, not a curated record.
AUGGGGCUGGACGACCAGCGAGCUCGUCAAGCGCCUGAAGCUGACAUUGACAUAGAUAUACAUGUUACUGCUCCUACACCCGUGGAGAUCCGCUCGUCGUCGGGCAAGCAUCGUGGCGCCGCUGCGACCGCUGGCGGCCGUGUUGCUCCGUCUUCACCCCCCGUUGGGGUCAAGCCAGCCGCUCUUACGCUGGAUGAUGCGCUGACGCACCACGUUGGGGCAUUUGGGGCCGGCCAGAUCGUGCUGCUGGUUGUGGCGUCAAUGUCCUGGGUCUCACUGGCUUGCGUUGCCCUCGCAAUGGUCUUCCUGACGGCCGACCCAGUGCGGUCGCAGUCCUGGCGCUGCACCUCCAGCGAGGACGCCGCCUGCGCCGCCGCCUGGGCCGUGGCGCACGCCGACCCUGGGCCGUUCUGCGAGCUGCCGCGGUCGGCGUACAAGUUCACGCCGCUGCGACUCUCCGUGGUGUCUGAUUUCGGGCUGGUCUGCGCCGACGGUUGGCGCGUGGCGCUCGCAAACUCUGCUUACUUUGUCGGGUGGCUGUCCGACCGCAGCGGCCGCCGCACCUGCCUCAUCGCCAGCAACAUCGCGACCGCCCUUGCCUGCGUGCUGUGCGCGGCCGCACCCGGCAUCUGGACGUACGCGGCCUGCCGCUGCUUGAUCGGUUUUGCGGCGGCGGGGCUGCCCAUUGGGUCGUACCUCCUGGCCACAGAGGCCGUGGGCCCCGCGCUGCGCGGCGUGGCGGGGCUCACUACGCAGCUUAUCUAUCACCCAGGAGAGUGGUUGCUGCCCCUCCUCUCAAGCCUGCUGCACGACUGGCGUCACCUGAACCUCAGCCUCGCGUGCGUUUGCCUGUUCGGCGCCGCCGCGGCCACCCUCAUCCCGGAGUCCCCCCGCUGGCUCCUGUCCCAGGGGCGAGCCGAAGAGGCGGAGGGGGUUGUUGCGUGGCUGGCAGGGUGGAACGGGCGCGAGAUGCCUGCCGGGGCACGGCUGAGCUCGGGGGAUGCAGAGGAAGCGCCGAAAGCGGGCGGCGCGGCCGGCAGCACAGGCAAGGGAUACUCACGGGUGCACCAGCAGGAUGCCGAGGCCGAGGGCGCCCCGGCCACCCAGAAGCAGCUGCAGGCGGCCACAGACGGCGGCACUGGGGGCGGCGAUCCGCAGAGCUGGCGCGUGCUGUUCUCUCACCCGCUGCUACGGCGGUCGCUCCUGGUGACGAGCGGGCUGGCGGCGGUGGCUGCCAUCACAUUCUUUGUGGCCGGGCUCACGAGCGAUGCGCUCGAGGGCUACUCAGUCGAGGGGGCCUUUUUCAUCACGUCUUUGGCGGAGGUGCCCGCAUACAUCAUAGGCAUGGCCGCGAUUGAUACAGCGGGGCGCAAGGCCACUGUCCUCACCUUCCUCAUGAUCUCAGGGCUCUCCUGCCUCGGCUGCGCUAUCCUCGGACCCGGCCUCGCCCAGAUCAUCCUCGCCACGGUCAACCGCGGCGUGAUCUCGGCCGCCUGGGGCUGCGUCUACAUCGUGGCCGCAGAGACCUGCAUCACCCCGCUGCGCAGCCAGGCGCUCGGCAUCAACAACCAGGCCGCGCGCCUCGCCGGCGUCCUCGCGCCCGGCGUGCCGUUCCUCGCCGCGCGGCUGCGGGCGCCGGGGCUGUCGUUCUGGGUGAUGGGCGUCAUAGGCGUCGCCGCGUCGGCGGCGGUGCUGCUGCUGCCGGAGACGCGCGGCGUGCCGCAGGCAGACACCAUCGAGCAGCUGGAGGAGAUCCACUCGGCGUCCGCCUGCAGGGCCGCGGGCGGCGCCGCCGGCGCCGCGGCGGCGGCGACGCACAAGGGCGCGGCCCCGACCGCGCACCGGCAGGGCGGGCCGCGCGGGGGUGCCGGCGUUGCCGACCACUGCGGCCGCGGUGAGUCUGUUGUCAGGGAAGAGUUUUGGGACGACGCCUACGAGGAGCCGGAUGUUGAGCGGCGGCCGCUGGUCGGCCGCGGCGCCGGCGGCAGCGGCGGCGGCGGCGGGGCCGGGAGCAGGGGCACCUGCGUCGCGCCGCCGGCCGCGCUCGGGCGGCGGCCUUCGGGGCUGGCGGCGGUCUGGUCCAGUUUCAGCUUCAGCUCAGGUUCCAGUGGGGAUGUCCUGGAUGUUGAUGCAGGCGCCGCCCCAGACGCGCCCUCCGGCCGCGGGCGCCGGGGCGGCGGCGGCCAGAGGGGCGGCGGCGCGGCUGCGGCGCGGGGGGCGCCGCACUUGAGGGAGGAGGCCUGGGUGCAGCUGGGGUCGCAGGGGUCCUCGUCGGCCCGCGGCACAUGGGUGUUGUGA